Erythranthe guttata (spotted monkey flower) is the source of this 774-nucleotide messenger RNA. The record is from RefSeq and is a predicted model, not a curated record. NCBI's taxonomy places the organism in Eukaryota, Viridiplantae, Streptophyta, Magnoliopsida, Lamiales, Phrymaceae.
AUGAAUUGGUUCAACUCUCUACCCAUAGGGUCGAUUGACACCUUCGCUAGGUUAUCAACCCGUUUCACCAACCAAUUCGCCAUCAACAAACAAUAUGCCAAGACCCCAGCUCAUCUUUUCUCUGUAGUACAGAGAGAUAACGAAACGCUCCGUAACUACAUUAAGCGUUUUGUAGAAGCCGUCCAUGAAGUCCCCAGUGUAGGGCAAGACAUGCUCUCCGGGAUUAUGCAGCAGAACUUGAAACCGGGCAGAUUCAAAGAAUCUAUCGCCGCAAGACCCACGGGCAACCUAGAGGAGUUGCUGAAUCGAGCCGAAAAAUACAUCCGGAUAGAGGAAGUCUCUACCCAUGCUCCUUCUAAAAGGAAAAGGGAAGAUGACCGUCAGGACAACAGGAGGCGCGAUGAUCGACGUCCACCACUUCCACCUCAAGGCCAACCCUCUACCUCCUACAAUAGGUUCACUCCGCUAAACGCCCGCCUCACUGAAAUCCUUCACGUGAUAGAACAGAAAGGUUUAGCAGAGCCUCCACGUCCUAUGCAGCCAAAUGCAAAGCGAGAAAAGUCGGAUCGUUAUUGUCGAUUCCAUAAGGACAUAGGGCAUACUACGGAGGGAUGUGCACAACUCAAAGUGGCAAUUGAGAGGCUGAUCAAACAUGGCCAUUUAGGCGAAUACAUUGAUAAGCCUCGAAAUAACGCCGUGAUGAUCCUCCACGCCGAGAUAAUAAUCGAGAUCAACAGCAAAGGCGAGAGGAUGGGGGUCAUCGACGUGACCUAG